Habropoda laboriosa is the source of this 14020-nucleotide messenger RNA. RefSeq lists its product as uncharacterized. Gene Ontology annotation, cellular component: nucleus. Gene Ontology annotation, biological process: regulation of gene expression. The record is from RefSeq and is a predicted model, not a curated record. NCBI's taxonomy places the organism in Eukaryota, Metazoa, Arthropoda, Insecta, Hymenoptera, Apidae.
GUUUCUCGUCCGUUCUACUGAAUUUACCAUAAGUAUGUGUUCAGGAUUGGAAUAGAGCACAGUCAUGAGAUUCGGUGAACGAUAUACAACGAGCGAGAUGGACGAGUACGACAAGAAAUUCGCUGAGAUGCAAAAGUACAUUCCAUUUUUGGAAGCGAUGAUAGAGCGGUUGCAAAACGUUAAGGACAAAUCGCGCGAAGUACAGCUUCAGAAAAUGCAAAGCCUACACGGAAUCCUAUCGAACAGCAAGAGAAAGCUGAAGAUCGAGACACUACAGCGAUGCGAAGACGUACUACAGAAGUUGCACAACAAAGUAGAAAAGUUUCAGGGAAAUACACCUGGACUGCAUUUUCCGCACAAGAGGAAUGAUGCGAGCUCCGCACAAGCUUCGACCGUGGCAGAGGAUGCAAGAUCCUACGUAGAAGAAGUCAUGGAGGAUUCAAGGGAGAUCCAUGAGACUCCUGCCAGUCCGAGUCCUCCUGUCAGCCCAGACUCAUGCUCUCAAGUGGCGCCUAUAAUAAUCCCUACAGAGCGUAGUCUGGACUUUGACGACAAGCCAGACAGCAAACCAGCCUCACCAGAUCCCAUCGACACUCUGCCAACGAAAGCACCCAUCAUUAUCCCUACAGAAAGGACGAGCAAUGAUCUCAGCCCGUCCCCUACGUCUCAACGUAACUCCUGUAAAGAUGAUGUGUCGUUCACCGAAUGGGAGAUGCUUGAGGAGAACGAGAGCCAGCUGUCGAGGAACAAGAACUGGCAAACGAUCGUUACUUCCGGCCAUGAUGUAGUAGCUGGCACUGCGAAGAUGGUCGGGAGUAAUCUGGCUCAGAAGGUGAACGACGGGAGAGCUCAUGUGCCCAUAUCGAUACACUCCUCAUCUCGACACGUACCCACGGUUCCGGUUCCCUCUCUGGGUGGUUCCAGGAGGUUGUCGUCGAUUCUGGAAAAGAAUCGGUUGAUGGGAGUGGGCCUAGAUCAAGUUCCAGUGGACGCGAGGCCAGAGUCGCCGAUGAACGUCUCUGAAGCAAGGCUGAAAUCCCCAGACACGGAUCUUCUGUUCCCCAAACACGGUAAGAACGUCUCACCUAGGCUAAAGGAUACGAGGCCAGGUUCGAAACCUUCGGCACCGUUGUUACUCUCUCCACCGCCGGUGUCGACGGAACCGCCGCUGUCCAUGGAAGACCUGGCGGAAUUAUUGAACGAGGAGAGUGACAGCAGGGCGGAGAAGAAGGGUGACAGAUUAAGGGAGGAGCUGGCGGUGAAGUUCAAGAAAGAUAAACAGGAUACAUUGAAUGCAUUAGGUGGAAGUGGCAAGGACAUGAAGUCGUCCAAGCCAUUCAUGUUGACGCAAGAGGACAUCGACAGCGAGAGCGAAAGGCGUUGGGAGGAGUUCGACAAGCACAUAGUCAAGAUGACCGGUAGGAAGUGUCUACCUAGUGGUUUGAGUACCACGUUAAUUACCAAAGCAGAGGCUCUGAAACCUGGUGAAACCAAGGGACCACCUCAGGGAAUCUUGGGUCAUGGUUCAAACCAGUUCACAGCCAACAUACCUGUUGACAAUAGGAAUCGACCGCCUUCACCUGGUUCUAAGAUAGAACCACGUUUCGCUGACAAUUAUGAGCGACAUCCACGUCAGAUGCGUGACAUUCACGGCCACGAUAAGGAUAAAGCCAACAUACACGUUAUGCACUGUCGACCUGAUGAUGAUAUGUCCAAUCCAGUCCCCAUGCAUCAUGGAGGCCUGAUUAAAUCCGAUGACAGAAAUGCUAUGCUGUAUCAGAGGCGUCAGGGGAACAUGGGCCCAGAAAUGGUACCACCUAGAAUAGACACAGAUUUCAGAAUGGAGGGUACAGAGUAUUUCAACAGACAAGUGUCUAACCAAGGUCACUGGUCCGCUAUGAACGAUUUUUGCAACAACCAAUGGCCGCCUCCGCCCUCAAAUUUCAGUGGUAUGCCCAACUCCCCUGCUCAAACGCCUUAUCAACACCCCAUGGGAAUGCACCAGGAAAUGUGGAACGUGGGUUCGAACAGAGAACCCAUUCACAUGGAUCCUCAUCAAAUGAACGAGGGCCAGCUCAGGCCCAAUCAAUUCCCCCCAAGCAUGAAUACAGGUAUCAGGCCUCUGAUGAGUCCAAACACGAGGCCUCAAGAUAUAAAUCAUAUCCCACGACCAGACGAUAUGUCUAAUGUAGAUGUACCCAAUGUUCCAACAAUACAGCCUUUGAUAUCACCCACGAGAUUUCCUGUUGGACCACAGUAUAGAAAUUUCCAGGGUGAGAACAGGCCCUAUGACCCGCCUUUUGACAGGGGAAUGGAAUAUCCUCAUCAGAGGCAGCCUUGGGACUCUCCAGCCAAUAGACCCAACGAUAUGCCCUAUAGGGCAGAGAACGAAGUUCCUUGUGGCGUAAUGGGGCCGUCAGAAGGCCCUUCAGGGCCGUUUCCAAGAUCCAGCACCCCUUGUCCUUGGAAUAGGGACAGAGAUCGCGGAGGAGGUAGAGGACGCGCUGGAUAUUACAAUGAGAGGAAUAGGGGAGAACCAAGAAGCAAUUUCAACCGUGACACACGCAGGCCUGAGUGGGCCAGGGAUAACCAUAACGAGUGGGACAAUUGUAAUCGCUUCAGGGACGCAAGAAACAUAUCUGACCGUGAUCCUCGGGUACGCAUGGAGCAUAAUAUGAUGAAUCAGAGUCCUAACCAAUCGAGAGAUAAUGGCACCUCGGUCAGAGAUCCUCGUUUGGCCAAGGACAAGCAUUUCUCCAUUGGUAAGGGUAAGGAUAACAGUUUCAAUGAGAGGGAUCCCAGGAAACGCUCCACGGGGCCGCCAUUCUUGAUGUCAUCGUUUAGGAAGGCUAAGGAGAAAACGAAGUCUCCUCCAAAGCCCGCUGAGGGCCACAGACGUUCGGAUGUUGAAGGUAGUAGUAAGCAGUCACAAGAGAAGACGGCAAAGGAUAAGAUGCAAUCACCUCUUGAAAGUCUAUACGGAGUUAUCGACACGAAAGCGAAGUCCGCGCAAGGUUAUUGCCUGCAGAAUUUCAAGAUUCCUAAAAUAAAGCGUAACGAGUCGUCUGAGUCACCUACGUCCAGUAGUAUCACUGAGGAGAUCAAAGAGUGUUCUUUGGAGAAGCAGGAAGUAAAACAGACUAUUAAAAGGGACAAGGAUGACAUCAGUGCGGAAGUGAGCAGUAGCAGUGAUGGAAAUUUUCUCCUAGAGGAUUGGGGUCAGGGUAGCAUUGUACCUGAGAAGAAGGAGGAGCUGAAAGAGGAGAACGUAAAGGAGGAGAAUACUCUGACGGUUCCUGUGGAGGAUAAAACCGAUUUGAAUACUAGCGAAUUAGAUCCUACUGGUAAUGAUUCCUCCAAAUUAUCUGAAACUAUUGAGAAACCUACUAAAAAAGGAGAGAUGGAGCCUGAAGGAUCGAAGUCGAAGGAUGAAGUUACCCAGGAAUGGAUAGAGGCUUUGAUUAGAAAAUCCUUCGAGUUUGGUGAAGGAAAGAAGUUUGUUGAACAGGCGAAAUUUAUGCAGAAGUUGGGUGAAGUAUUGCAGGCGAAGAAACUGAAGAAGAUCAAGAAGAUCAUCGAGUCUGAGUCAGAGAGUAGCAGUUCAGAUAAGGAUGAUUCUCUUGAGACGAAAAAGGUUCACACGAGGAAAAAGCGGCGAGUGAUUGUUUCAGAUAGUUCUGAUGAAGAGUCUCUUGCUGAAAGGUUGGGCAUUUUGAACGCAACAAGCAAGAAAGAGAAUCAGGAUGCUUCAAUGGAUGAUCAGAAGGAGGUACCAAAUAAGAGUAUCAAAGACGUGAUUCCUAGUAUUGAGACUUCUGAGCUUCAGGCUUCUAAAGAAGAUAUUAAAGAAGAUACCACUAAAGAAAAUAAUGUCCCUGAAGAAAAUCAGAGUUAUGUUCAAGAGGUGGAGGAAUCAAAGGAUCAGGAUGCAACAAGUAUAAAGAAGGUGAAAGAAGAUUCAAUAGAUUCUAAGGAGGUAGUUAAGGAUGAGUCUACUGAGGAUAAGGAGAGUACUUCAAAAAUACCAAAAACUAAAGCAAAAAGGAGGAAUUCUCUGGAGAUGUUGCAACAAGAUAUCAAGGAGAUGUUCAUCAGUGAUGGCGUCGUGGCAGCCACUGGUCAUCGACUGUGUCGAAGUCAGAAAGAAAAUCAAAACACUACUGCUGCGAGUACUUUUACUCAAAGUACGCCUACGACGAAGAAAGAUGAAUCAGCUAAGCAAGGCGUGGAUUCUGAUGCAGAGGAUGCGUUGACGCCUUCGUCCAAGCAAAAGAAAUUUGGCAAAUCACGUACCUUGGAAGACUCAGGUAAAUUAAAAGGCAAAUCAAAGAAAGAGGUGCAACGAAUAACUCGACAGCGUUCGAAACAGUAUAACCAGAGCUCAGAUAGUGAAGAAGACCAGCCAUUGGCUCUGCGAACAGAACUGAUUCAGAAUACCAGUUCUUUGUCCAACCAGGAACCUUCUAAUGAAGAAUCUGAGGUUCUAAGGAGGAGCAAACGAAUAAUUAACAAGGAAUCAAUAAAAGAACCACGUGUGGUUGUUGAGAAGACAGAUAUUUCUAAAUUGGAUUGUGGCAAAAUAAUGUUUGACAGCUCAUCUGAUGAGAGCUUUGGCAUAGAUGUAUCUGAGCUGGCUGCAGCUGUGGACAUUUCAUUACAUCCAGACAAGCAGCCUGAACCUAAGCCUGAGACAACAGAACCAACAGAGCCAACAGAGAAGAAGAAACACAGUCAAACCUCUUCUAGAAAAUCCACAAGAAAGAAGACAACAGAAUUGACAACUGAUAAUAAAGAUGACGUUCAAUUUUCAGAUGAGGAAAGUAUCACUUCUGACAUUUCUAUGACUAGUAGUGUAGCAUCUGGGAAGAAGACUGGUAUCAGUGUAACCAGACUGGAAGCUACUAGUAAUGAGGAAUUGUUGAGUAACAUUUUAGUGGGAUUAGUGUCAUCAAAGAAUGAUGGAGACAAAGAUUCGUCUAUAGCGGAUAAGGGAAGUGAUGUUGAUGUUGAUGAUGAAAUUAAUGACCAAUUACCAAGUGAACUAAACACAAGAAAGUCUUCUUUAGCAAAGAAAAAAAAGAAAAAAUGCAACUGGCAGAUGGGGAUUCUGUCCAAAAAGAAGAAGAAGAAGUCUGCUACAGCUUCUUCUCCUAAAUGUGACUUUGAUCUUCUGAACACCAGUUCUGAGAGCAUGGAUAUUUCUACCAAAACAGAAGGUUCAUCAAUUUUACAGCAUACAGCAAACAAAGAGAGUCAUUCAUCAAACAACAUGGCUGAGAAUGUUCCUGAGAAACUGGAGGACUCUGUUAAAAACACUGAUAGCAAUCAGCCAGUUCCUGAUGAUAAUGGAAAGGAUCAAAAGAUAAAGGAAUCGUCGACGCCGUGCGUUUCUACAGAGAAAAAAGAAUCUUUGUCUAAAACUUUUGUCGACGAGAAAACAUCAGAAGUUAAAGAUGGCAAAGGCAAGGAUAAAUCAGUCAGCAAUGAUGACAAGAAGAGUAAAGAAGAGCUGGAUAAAGCUUUUUACGACUUGGAUAUAAACAAAUUAAUAGAUUAUGCGUGGACGGGGCAGGAAAGGUACAAAUGUUUGCUUUGCUUCUUCACAGGCAAAAAUAUUGUUCACCAUUACAAACUGAGCCAUCCUGGAAAGGAGAUUCUCAUCUCUAGGUUCAAGGCUUCAGACGCUGACUCAGCUGUUCAAGAUGCCAAAGAUGAUGACGUAGAGAAUACAUCAUCCAAACCUCUUAUGAAAGAAAUUUGUAAAUUUCGUUGCAGAUUCUGUUCUUUGUUCACUGAAGGCACUGCAGCAGAUACCAUGGAGGCAUUCUACGAACAUUGUACAACGCAUACUGGAGAAUACAGGUUUCGUUGCAACAGUUGUCCUUACCAGGCUGUGGCCAAGUCCUCUAUGAGGACUCAUUACUACAAAGUGUGUCGCAAAUUCAAAGACACGUUUAACGAAGCCAUAACUGAAGACGAAAUACCUAAAGAAAAUGGUAUUUACGGUUAUUUGUGUUCAAACUGUAAUUACGUUCAAUUAAAGAAGUUCAACGUAGAGGAACAUAUCAAUAUAUGGCAUAAAGAUGAUACAAGCGUUAUUAUCAUAAAGAUAAACAUGUCUCUAGAUUCUGUUAAAGAGGACUCUAACGAUCAAGUUUCUGUACCAGAUGAAAACAUGAAGUUGGAACUGUCUCAAUUGAGCUCAGAGAAGGCAGAGACAUCAGUAAACGAGACGGCGACUUCUGUUGAACAGGAAGACAAUGAAGUGACUGAAGUGGAAAUGGUGAAGGACGGUAAAACCACUGAUAACGAGGAUAAGAGUCCAAAAGAUGUAACAGAGGCUAAACCGCAGGAAGAGGAUCAUUCUGACCCUCGGACAGUUCACGAGGAUAAGAGCAAAUCACCGCAAACAGAUACAGAUUCGAGUUUACCAUCGGGAAAUCUGAGCGUGUUCGUUUGUCCGCCAGAAUUGGAAAAGAAAGAAGUGGAAAUUCAACUGGAACGAAAGAAGAAGAUGCAAGAGAUCAUUCAAAAUAUUGGCAUCAGAUUACAAAAGAGUGUAUCCAAGAAGGGGUUGUCCAUCAUAGAUAAGCUGAAGGACAAAAUGAGAACUAACUUAAUGGUAGUAAGCAACGAAAUUGACUUCAACACGGUUCUAAAUUCUCCCAGCAAAACUCCGACAAAUUCCAUGGGUUCACCUAGUUCGACGCUAUCUCAGAACACCGAAUUGGCUCCUACUGCUACUAUUGUUCUUUCUGUAGAGGAUCCAGACUUGAAUCAAGCAUUGUCUCAAGGAAUCUCAAACGACAAGAACAAUGAAGAUUCUACUUCAACAAUGCAAAUAUCUACUGUAGAGUGUGAUUCCCAGUUAACAUCUGAACCAGAUCAAACAGGUUCAAAGGUCAGAGAUCCAUUGGCAAUAUUGUAUGACAAAAAGAAUGAUGAAAGUGAUGCAGAAACCAGUGAUAAUGAAAAUAUAAGGGAUGCAGCUCCUAUCUAUGACUCUGACUCCAGCAGUGAGCAAUCAGACAGUGAACUACCUACAGAUGUGAAUAUGAUCUUGAAAGAAACUUCUAACAUUAAUGCAUCUUCCAAGGGUCCAAUGCUGACUACUAUUCAGAGACUUGCUGCUCAGCUUCAGGCUACAAAGCCAAUUGAAGCAUGCAAAGAUGAGAGUUCCUCUAAACCUGAAGAACUUAAAAGAGCGUUUCCAUUUGGUUCUAUUCCAAAACCACCGGAUGUCGUUCCUAUAGCUAGUAUUAAGAGAUUCGUUGGACAAAUGGAAAAUAGAUUCCAUGAAAUAUCCCAAGAAACGAGUGACGACAGUAAUACACCUAAGAAUUUCAUCAGGCUGAGGCGGCUGAGUGGAGACAAGUUGUCAGUGCCUGUACAGCCUUUUGGUGUUCAGGAAGAUACGACACAAUCGAAGAACAACGCAAAUCAACCUAACAGUCCUGAGAAGAUGAAGUCUGUAUUAAAAUCGGAUGCAGAUGAAGAGUGUUCUUUCUUAAAGAUCGAAAAUGUAGUUAGUCUUGCGCCAAGAAGCGACAAUGAUGGCACUGAAAGCCCCAUUAUAAAUGAUAUAAGAAAAGCAGUUGAAACGUCCCCCACAAAGAGUAAGGCUGUGUCUUUGUUAAAGAAAAAACCCCAUUCUCCUCUUAUUUUAAAGAGGCUCAGCUCUGUGACCCUAACACAACCACUUGCAAAGAACUUACAAUCAGGACAGGCAACACCAGAAACAGUCAAACUGAUUCCAGUGAAAAGUCUAUCUCCUGUCCCAGUUUCUAUGACCGCCACACAACGUACCACUAAUUUUAUCCCAAUCGCUCCAAAAUCAAAGAUUAUUCAAGUGGACAACAAAUUAUCUCUGCCUCUUUCCACGAACAAAAGCACUGUCGUGACUUCAGGAAACUCGCGAACCGUGACUGUGUCUGCUUCGCCACAAUCGUCAAAUCUGAAUUACAAAAUCGUGAAAGUGGUUCGUACGCCACCUGCUCUAAAACCCAAAGACGCCGUAUCUCCACCUGCAGCUGCUAAAUUGAAAUCAGCGGGUGCUUACAACGCGAUGCUAAAGCCGGCCAAAUUGAUUCAUUUAUACAAAUGUAUGGGUCGUGAUUGUCGUUUCACGAGCGACGUAUUGACGCAGUAUCAUCAGCAUUAUAUUCAACAUACGAGCGAGGCAGAGAAGCAGAAGUUAUCGCCGCCAUUCGAUUAUCAGAAGUGUGCCUAUUGUUACAUGGUGCUGGAAGAUUGGAAUCAAAUGAAAAUUCACAUAGAAGAGAAACACUCACACUGUCGUUAUCAAUGUAUUUCUUGCUUCUAUAGAGCCAGUGUGCCUUCUUAUGUAUACAUACAUCAGACGGCGACUCAUCCUGGUCAUCAUGGUAUUUUGCUUGGGAAAUUGGUGAAGGAAGUACCACUGAAAGAGGAAGUCAAUAGACACGAUAAUAUACAUCCUUAUGUGUGUCAACACGAUUGCGGCAAGUUUUUUUAUGUUCCUGAGUCUUUCGUGGCACACUUAAAAAGUAAGCAUAGGUCGCUUCUUUCCACUUAUAAGUGCCACGUGUGUCGUGGUACGUGCAUUAAAGUGGAACAAUUGCUCACGGUAAAUAAUAUUUUAAUUUAUUAUCUAAACGGUUCAGACAGUUUCAGCGAUAUGCACAGCCAUUUGAGCAUGUUCCAUUGCAACAGAUUACCGCAGGUUCUCGAACGAUCUCUUCCUCCUCAGCCAGUACGUGCUAAAGACGUCAUAGAUCAGCUGGUUGUAAGAACACUGGACGAUACUUUUAAAAUCACGGAAGAAGUGAUUGACGUAGAAAACGAUGGAAAAGACAGUAACAAAGAUAUUGUAAUAGACGUCAUCAACGCGUCUCAGUCACAUAAGGUACUCUAUCCACAAUUUUCCAAAGAUGUGACCAUGCUGAGCAAAGAUGAAAACGAGGCUUUAAAUAAGUCCUUGUCUAGCUUGUUCGGAACCAGUAGCACCUCGAGCAGUUCUAUCAACGCCAAUGUUUUACAGCAACAGGAAAAAUCGUUGAAUGAAAGUUGCGACGAUAAUGCAACCAACAAAACGUUGGCAAAUGUGAACGAUUCCAUUUCCAUCACUUCUAUAUUGAACAAGGAUUCCCCAGAUACAAGUUUUUUGGACAAAUCCAAGCGGGCCAGUGUUAUAUCCGACAAGAGUUCCGUUGAUGUAGUUGAACCUUCCAAAGAAACUUUCGAUUGCAGCGACGAGUUCGUGAGCAUCAAUCUGUUGGACAAUCCUGAUUUUUUGAAGAAAGUUAGCAACUGUGAUUCGUCCCUUCUCAACAACUCCACUGCAAACGAAAGUAAAAUGGAAGACAGUGAUAUCGAGAUCGUGGAUAUUGAAGAAACAGAGGCUAUCAUUCCAACGAAGAAUAUAAAAGCGGAGGUGUCUAGGAAAGAUAGCGUUGAUUCCACUGAGAAACCAAAAGUGGAGCAAAAAGAAGAUACAAAAGAACAGCAAUCUUCCAGUAUUGAUGUUGAAGAUUCCAGUACAGCCACUGACACCAAAGAAAGUGUCAGUAGCACCAACACAAAACCGGACAAACCCUUGACAUUGGAGGACAUCAAAGAUACCGGUUUUUCAGGAACGAAGUUAUACAAAUGUGGUUAUGAGACGUGCACACAUGGCGCUCAAACUGCAACUCUUUUGAGAGUCCAUGUAAAAGAUUGUCCAUUGCGGGGUGACAAUGAGACUUUAGUUUGCGUUCAUUGUGGCAAACGUUUUAUGAAAAUUGGAUUCUUAUUAGAACACUUAAAGUCGCAUGGAUUGAAACGUUUCGGUUGUUCAUUGUGCAAAAUGAGAUGCACGGUGGGCUAUCAAGCGAUGGCGCACAUGAAAGCGAAACAUAAAUAUUCGUACAGUAAAUUAGUACCAGCUGAUCCGAAGAAUCCAUCCGUUGAUGGUUUGUUUGUCGUACAACCUGUCCGUCAAAAUGGUGAACGUAAAGGGAAGAAACGUAAAACGAAUACGAAGACGACAGAGAAAGAGGGUGAAAAGGUAACAGAUUCUGAGAAAUUCACCUUUAGUCCUGAUGAAAUAGACUCUUUGCCACGUCAGGCGAUUUACAAUCGCGAGGUGCAAUGUGCAGUGUGUCCAUACACGACGAAAGUUCGCAUGAAUAUAAUCAGACACUUGCAACUACACGCAAAAGACGAGAGCGUGCCAGAAAGUGGUCCAGUUAAUCCUGUGCCUUGCUUAGACAAGAAGGAACGUAUGUUCGACAAGAUGGUGAAUUUGGCGAGUAGCUCUCAUCAAAAUGGCCGAAUGGGUGCCAAACCAAAGGAGAUCAAUAAAGACAACGACGAUGAAUUCAUACCAAAAUUCGUGCCAGAGCAUCAGAGAUACGUGUGCGGUGUAGCUGAGUGCAAUUAUUUAACAGUCGAUGAGGCGAUGUUAAGGUGCCACUUAAAGGCUUUGCACUCCGAGGAACAAUAUUUCCGAUGCCCCCAUUGCCCCCAACCGUCUCCAGGCCAAGAAGGAUUGAAUAUAGCGAUCGAUAAAAUGGCUGUUCAUUUGAAAAUGCACGACACCAGACUUUAUAAGUGUUCUCACUGCAAUCACCAUCAUUACCAUAGGCAUGUCGUGGAAAGACACCUCACUGACAAGCAUCCAGAGAAAAGGCCUUUCGUCAAAGUGAUCAGAGAAUUAGAGAACACUGAGAACAAUCAACAAUCCGUGCAAGAAGAACUCGAUGAAGAGGCACCUGAUCCAGAUGGAAAUCAUUGGAAAUGUAACAUCUGCGAUUACAAGUGUGUGUACAAGGCGGAAAUGGUUAAUCAUACAAGUGUAACGCACGAUGAGAAAUGCCAGUACAAGUGUUCUUUGUGCUCUUUUAAGACCAGUGGCAAGAUCAUGUUCGAACAACAUAUCAACAGCAAACAUCCUAAUGAUCCAAAUGUUGAUUACACUUUGACCUAUCAGAGAAUAAAAGGUAUAAAUAAAAAGAGCACGGACAGUGUGGAACAGACUGGACAGGAGGAGCCUUUUGAUACUACUCCUUUGUGGAGGAGAGAUAUGCCCCGAAUUAGACACAUUCGUGGAAUUCUUCUUGAGGAAGAGGAUGAAGUGUCAAUGGAGUCCUCUUUGAGGCCAGGAAAACGAAAAAGCGAUGCAGAAUUGCCUGCUAUUAAACCAGCUAAGAUAAAAGCAGGAAGAUCAUUGGACGAAACGAAGCAAACGAAAGAAAAGUUUAAGCGAUCUUUAACCAGCGAUAAAAUAUUGACGGAAAUAGAAAGUGUAAGUGACACUCCGAGUACGGCCGAUAAACCCAAAGAGACUAAGGCUAAACCAGUUGAGGAUUUGGACUUAGAGUCGGACGUUGGAAGGUUUGGUCCUUACGGGAUUGCGGAUGGUAACAUGUACGUUUGUACCUUGUGCACGCAAUUUAAGACGAAAUAUAAGCACGACAUGAGGGAUCAUCUUUACAGAGAAUUAAAUUAUGCUAGAUGGCAUUGUAAAGAAUGUGGUUACCUGUCUGUAAAUCGUAAUGCCUUAUUGAAACACUUUAACAAACAUCAUAAUGGAGAACGUUUCAACCACGAACCAUUAACUCCUGAUGAUGAUAUCGAGGAAUGGGUUGGUACAUUGUUGAAGAGACAAACGCUCAUGAUAAAAGGAUUAUUGGCCAAACAGAAUGCAGAAAAUUCUGCGUCCGGAAAUGCGUCUACAAGUGAUUCUAAACAAUCCACUGCAAAAACUACAAGUGAUUCUAAACAAUCCACUGCAAAAACUACAAGUGAUUCUAAACAAUCUACUGCAAAAACUACAAGUGAUUCUAAACAAUCUACUUUAAAAACUACAAAUGAUUGUAAACAAUCUACUGCAAAAACUACAAGUGAUUCUAAACAACUUCUUGCAAAAACUACAAGUGAUUCUAAACAACCUUUUGUAAAAGCUACAAGUGAUUGUAAACAAUCUACUGCAAAAACCACAAGUGAUUCUAAAGCACCUUCUGCAAAAACUACAAGUGAUUCUAAAGUACCUUCUGCAAAAACCACAAGUGAUUCCAAACCUCCUCCUACAAAGUCCACAAGUGAUUCUAAAUCAGCCCCUAGUAAAGCUACUCAGAGUACUGUUACCAAAACUCCAAAACCUACAAGCGUUCCUGACAAACCUCCCGGAGUGCAAGAUGAUAAAAAUCAGAGUACUGAAAUUAACUUGGAAGCGUCAGACGAAACCAACAAAGAUAAUAAGCUUGCCAUUCUCGAUAUGAAGAAUGAGAAGGCAUCCAAGAAAGAGAAAACUGCAAAGGCUGCAGAUUCUGAUAAGGCUGGACCCGAAGAGGAACAAGACAAGCCAUUCGUCUGCAAACAUUGCAAGAUGACGUUCACCCGAUGGCGCGGUUUCAAAUUGCACGUACAAUUGACACAUCUGAAACGUCUUGGAUACAUCUGUCCAUACUGCGACCGUAGCACCAAUUCUGAGACUCUAAUGCGUCAACACAUGCGUUCUAAACAUCCUGAUUGUCCGGAAAAAAUAGUUCAAAAUCCAGCAGCUGGUGGGCCAGAGUUACCAGAUGAAUUUUGGCAAGAAGAGUACGGAGUUGUGUUUCCAAAGAGGUCUAAGAAACGCAAGAGAAAGAUAAGUGGUGAAGAAGUCUCAGAGAGUGACAACAAUCAUUCCCAAAUGGAACAACAAGAGAAGUGCACAAUGUGCGGUUUCAGCGCUUUAAGUUUGACCGGUUUAAAGAUACACAUGAGAAUACACGCGCCAAAAGUUAUAAUGAAAUGUUCAUAUUGCACUUUUACUGCAUCGACGAAAACGGAUAUCAAAGAGCACUGGGAGCACAAUCAUCCAUUCUCGCCAUUUAAAUUCGAAGAGAUACCAACAGCUGAAUCGUCUGGUGAAUCCAUAAGUACCCCAGUCGAUAAGAAAACUGUCACUGAUGAUUACAGCGACGAUAUAGAGGAAGAACACGUUCCAGAGGUUAGGAACGAGGAAUCGAUUUACUAUUGUUAUUAUUGCUCGUUCCGCAGCAAGGCACUGGACUCAGUUCAGAGUCAUUGGAACAUUGCGCACAAUGACACAGAAUUGAUGAACGAAUCUGCGAGUAAUAUGGUAGCGAAUUGUCCAUUUAGAUACAAGGAAGUACGCGUGUCGUCAGAUAAAAGGCUCAUGAAGGCACACUGCUCGAAAACAUCACCAACGGAAAGCCCAUACGAGCUGUAUUUACAGCAGUCACAAAACGAUGUACAGGAGUUAGAGACAAUGGGAUCAAACCAAGAAGGUUGGAUCUGUCAGUGGUGUAACGAAGCGUGUGAUUCCGAAGUCAAAAUGAAAACGCAUCACAGCAUGUUCCACUCGCACCUACCGUUGAACUUUAAAAAGCAAGACAAGAAAAUAAUGACCAGGGGAUACGUAUGUCCAGAGUGCCCCUUCACCACGACUUUUAUCAACGUUAUGAAGAAUCACGUGUCAAGGCACAUAAACCUCUUCAAAUGUAAAUACUGCGAGAAAACAUUCAGCUCUCCGUCGCAAGUGUCCACUCAUAAUGUUGAAGAGCACCCUAACCUAGAAUUGAAGAUAGAAAGCAUAAAGAACUACGAAUCGUUAGUGGAGAAAAUUAUGACAAAAGUAAAAUGGUUGAAGCCUGGUGCACAGAGCACUGAUAAAGAUGAAAUCAUAAUUGAUUCACCAUCGAAGAAUUACGCGGUAGCUAAAAAGUCCACGGCUAAAAGUACCAUUCGUCCAAAUCUUAUUCCCUUCAAGAUAAAGGCUGUAGCUAGAAAAUCUACGAAUCCACAUUCGAGAUAUUUGAUUAAUAAUAAAGCGAACGAGAAAGAAAUGACAAAGAGCAAACAGUUUUCCUAUUAUGGCAUCCCCAGCAGUCCUGUCAACUUAGCCAAGUUGAAUACGUACAUGGUAGUCGGUGGCCAUAGAAUGAAGGUGAACUGCGUCACGCUUGCACAGUUGAUUAACAUCAAUCCGAAGGUAGUGUUGAAGGAUCUGAAACACGAUAUCAAGAACAUCGCAACGCUUAAAAAGUUGAAAUAA